Prorocentrum cordatum is the source of this 184-nucleotide messenger RNA. The record is from the annotation of a GenBank genome assembly. NCBI's taxonomy places the organism in Eukaryota, Dinophyceae, Prorocentrales, Prorocentraceae.
GUGGAUGCAGCUCAUGGCCGCCCUGCGCGAGGUCGUGGGCGCGACGCGCCUGUGCCACGGCGCGGAGCGCUGCAGGCGGCUGCUGCAGGAGGAGCCCACGGUGAGGCUGCCCCCGCUGGUGUCCAUUGGCGGCCCGCAGCACGCGCUGCCCGGGGCGGUGGACCAGACCCCUCGCCUGGAGAAG